AUGGCCAUCUACAAGGUGAAGGUGGCCACGGGUGACAUGCUCGAAGCUGGGACCAACAACUCCAUCUCCAUCACCUUGGUGGGCAGCCGUGGCGAGAGCCGCCGAACGACCAUGAACUACGUGUUCCUGCCAGCGACGGAGAAGGACCUGGCCGUGCGCUGCGAGCAGGACUUGGGUCCCAUCGUCCUCAUCCGCUUGCACAAGUGGCGGCUUUUCUUGGAGGACGCCUGGUUCUGCAAGGAUGUCCGUGUGACAGCCUCCGACGGCACCCUCUACCGCUUCCCCUGCUACCAGUGGCUGGAGGGGAUCACCACGGUGGAGGUCCGGGAGGGCUCCGGGAAGAAGCUGGUGGACGAUGAGCUGGAGAUCCUCAAGGAGCAUCGGCGACAGGAGCUGAAGGCACGGCAGGAGGCUUACCAGUGGAAGACCUUCGCUGAGGGCUGGCCCCGUUGCCUCAAUGUGGGCUCCAUCUUCGAGCUGGACUCCAAUGUUAAAUUCUCCUGCGUGAGGGCAACCAACUUCAACGGUGUCCUCAUCUUCCAAGGGGCCUCCCACCUUCUGGCAGGGUUCCUGUUGAGACACACCUCCUGGAAGAGCCUGGAUGAGAUGCGCAGCAUCUUCUCCCGGACACAGGUCCCCGAGUAUGUGGCCAGGCACUGGCGAGAAGAUGACUUCUUCGGUUACCAGUUCCUCAAUGGCAACAACCCCAUCAUCAUCCGGCAAUGCACGGCACUGCCAACCAAAUUCCCGGUGACACCGGAGAUGGUGGCCGGCUCUUUGGGUGGUGGCACCAACCUGGCCAAGGAGUUGCAAGAGGGUCGGAUCUUCAUCGUGGACUAUGAGGUGCUGGAGGGCAUCCCAGCCGGCACCAUCCACGGGCGCCAGCAGCAUGUGGCGGCACCGCUCUGCCUGCUGCACCAGGGCGCCGACGGGCUCCUACGCCCCAUCGCCAUCCAGCUCAGCCAAACGCCGGGACCCACCAGCCCCAUCUUCUUACCGAGCGAUGCCGAGUGGGACUGGCUGUUGGCCAAGACCUGGGUGCGCAACGCUGACUUCUACAGCCACCAGCUCCUCACACACCUCUUGAGGACCCACCUCUUUGGAGAGGUCUUCGCCAUCGCCACCCUACGCCAACUGCCCACCUGCCACCCCCUCUUCAAGCUCCUCAUCCCCCACUUCCUCUUCACGUUGCACAUCAACACGUUGGCCCGGAGCGUCCUCAUCAACCCUGGUGGCGUUAUCGACAAGGCCUCGGGGGUCACCCAUGAAGGGCUGCUGCUGGUUGUCCAGCGGGGCUUGGAGAAGGUCACCUACACCUCCCUCUGCCUCCCCGAUGACAUCCGCCACCGCGGCAUGGCCCACCUCCCCAACUACCACUACCGGGAUGACGGGAUGAGCCUCUGGAAAGCCAUCGAGAGUUUCGUCUCCGGCAUCGUGGCUUUCUACUAUGGGGACGACGCAGCGGUGAGUGGGGACACCGAGCUGCAGGCGUGGGUGAUGGACAUCUUCACCAACGGCUUCUUGGGCAGGACCUCCUCAGGUAUCCCCUGCUCGCUGCAGACAGUGGCGCAGCUCAGCAAGUUCCUCACCAUGGUGAUGUUCACCUGCUCAGCCCAGCACGCAGCCGUCAACAACGGGCAGUAUGACCUGGGCGCCUUCCUCCCCAACGCCCCGCCCUCCAUGCGUCACCCGCCACCGGCGGCGAAGGGCAAGGCUUUUGACACGGUCCCUGAGGUGGACACCACCGCCAACAUCCUGGUGGCCCUCAUCCUCCUCAGCUCCCGCCUCAAUGACGUG
Messenger RNA from Phaethon lepturus (White-tailed tropicbird), 1797 nucleotides. Its product is annotated as hydroperoxide isomerase ALOXE3-like. The record is from RefSeq and is a predicted model, not a curated record. Gene Ontology annotation, biological process: linoleic acid metabolic process; lipid oxidation. Lineage: Eukaryota; Metazoa; Chordata; Aves; Phaethontiformes; Phaethontidae. Gene Ontology annotation, molecular function: oxidoreductase activity, acting on single donors with incorporation of molecular oxygen, incorporation of two atoms of oxygen; iron ion binding; protein binding.